This is a messenger RNA of Neocloeon triangulifer, 4160 nucleotides long. Its product is annotated as WD repeat domain-containing protein 83. The record is from RefSeq and is a predicted model, not a curated record. NCBI's taxonomy places the organism in Eukaryota, Metazoa, Arthropoda, Insecta, Ephemeroptera, Baetidae. Gene Ontology annotation, cellular component: catalytic step 2 spliceosome. Gene Ontology annotation, biological process: mRNA splicing, via spliceosome. The transcript has 7 exons. Gene Ontology annotation, molecular function: protein binding. The coding region runs from base 2590 to 3531 and encodes 313 amino acids.
ACGCCUACUCCUACUAGUGAGUGAGUUUUGUUAAUUUUGUUGUUUCGCAGGAUGUUGAGUGCCGAAUUGUCGGAAAAACUGACAAAUUUAGCCCAAAUCAGCGACGAAGAUUUUCUUCUCGUCUUGUCCACCGCAAAGAGUCUCAUCGUCGCUUCCGCCACAGCAGCUUCUGCAGCUGGUGACUCGUUGCCUGGGCCGGAGUUGAACUCAUGCUUGACAACUGUUUUGGCCCUCGUCGCUGAGUCAGUUCGUCAGGAUCAGGACCUGAGAGAAUACCUGACCGAGCAGCAUUUCCCUGCGGCCAAGACAGACCUCCUGUUGAAACUUCUAGACAACGUGAGAAACGCUACCCUUGUCAGCCUUAAAUCUGUGCAGAACCACCUGCCGAAGGUCGUCGAUGCCAACUGGAGUCUAAAUUACACCGAAAAGCGCUGGAUAUGUUUGGUCGCAUGUCGUCUCGUCUGUUUACGCAGUGGACUGCCAGGUUGUAAAGGACGUGGGCCACAGGUUGACCCUUGCCGCCCCACAAACCUGCCUUUGUGUCCAGAAGGGGUGCAACUGAAUUUUCGCCGCAUAUUUCCUCAACAUGCAACAGAAGCGACCUUCGAAAUACAAAUCAAAUCAAAAUUUGAACAAUAUUAGGCUUGCAUUUGUUUCACCUGAAGGUUCGGUUGUCGUCGUCGGCGGGCAGGGAGGUUAGCAGUUCAAGCAGAACAACACCAAAACUGAAGACGUCUCCUCUGAGGGUGACCUUGCCAUAGGUGAUGGCCUCUGGGGACAUGUAGCAGGAGGUUCCUGCAAUCUCGAGCUCGGACUCCGAGUCCUGCUCCUCAUCAUCCUCUUCCUGCAUCAGGCCAAAAUCGGCCAGCUUGGGUUGCAGGGCCUCGUCCAGGAGGAUGUUGGCGCUCUUGAUGUCUCGGUGCACCAACUUCUGCGAGUGGAGGUGUGCGAGGGCUUCGGCCGUUCCUAAUGCAAUUUGCACGCGUGGCCGCCAGCUGAUUGGUUGCGACCUGCGUUUGCAUGCCAGGUUGUCCUCGAGGUUGCCCUGGUCCAGCAACUCGAGCACCAGGCACCUGAAAAUUUAAAUCAAAAGUUGAAAAAAAUUCAAGGCUCCGCUGGUAAUUUAUUUACUCCGCACUAUGAAUUCAGUCUUGAAUUUUGCCAACUUUUAGAAUCAUAAAAGCAAUUUAAUCAAAUUUGAAUUUUAUAGAGUAUUCAACCUGUGUGUCCCCUCACUGUAGCCUAACAUUCGGACAAUGUUUCUGUGUUUGAUCCUCUUGAGAGCCUCUAGUUCCACCUCAUACUGUUUUCCGGCCUUGGAGUUUCCCUGGUGGAAUCUUUUCACGGCCACUGGUUUUCCUCCAUUCACGGCAGGGACGAUGGCUUUGAAAACACAGGCAAAGGCGCCAACCCCUAUGCACUCUUCCUUCCCCUGCUCCUUGUAGUCCCAGCCGCAGCAACUUUCUAGCUCAGGGUAAGGAAUCGCUUCCAGUUGAGCGGCAGGCUCGUCAGUCGACUUUAUUACCUUUGUCUCCAUUAAAUCUAACGUAAAAAUUAAAUUUUAGCUUGGAUAUUUUUUUAUAAUUAAAAUAAUAUGAAAUCCAACUUGAAAAAAAUUAAAUUAUUCCAUUCUUACUAUAUUACACAAAAUUUAAAAUUAUUGAAGAAAAAAAUGUGGAACUAUUAAUUUUUUUCUUCAAUAAUUUAUUCAUAAUUUUAUUUUACCAGUCAAAGUUCUCCUGUGAAAUUGUUCCUGUCUCUGGACGGGCGCUCCGCCGAGCAGGUUCAUUGAGACGUAGUCGGCCGCCCUGUAGAGUUUGAGGUCGGUCAGCAGGUUCACGAGGGUGGUCAGGGUGGGUCUUUGGCGGCCACUGGUGCCCCACUCGUCGAAGAGGAUCUCGGCGCCGGUCAGUCUUGGGUUCACUUUGGCCUCGCGCUCCAGCACGCUCAGGUCCCGGGCCGUGUACUUGAGCCUGCGUCCUCCGCCAGGGUCGCCUUGCGAGGGCGGCUCCUCGAUGGCCGACAUGAGCACCUUCCACGAGUCGCGCACCUCCAGGAUUUCGCCCAACUCGCGCUUCUGUGACAGCGACAGGUGCCGCAGCUCCGUGUCCCCGUUCACCAUCGCCUCUCUGUCAUAAGCAAGGGGCCUUUGACACCACUUGUUGUUCGAGAGCACCAGCUGAGCACCAACACCACGGCACGCACGACCUCUGGCGGGCCCGGUUGCACUGCGUUCCCCACCGCUUGCCACCGCUGAUAAUCAGCUAUUUUAUCAUAAAAAUUUUAUAGCAUGGAAGAAGUUUUUUGCUUAGGAUCGUUUCAUGAGGCGGGGGGACUUCAGUCAAAAAUAUUAUAUUAAAUCAAUUCAAAGAAUUUUUUAAAUUUAAUUUUAUUAUCUGUAGGAUAGCAGCAGUGAGCGAGUAGGCGGUCUCGAGUACCAGUUGGAGCUGAACACUGUGGACACCGAGGGUAAAGAGAAGCCCGUUCACUUUGUGUGCGACGUGAAUGAGAUGCAAGAUCUGGUUGGCCAAUUGAAGCAAGUCUGCAAACACCUUGAACGCACCUCUUCCAAUUAAAAUUAAGUGAAAAAUGGCGCAAGAAGUGGCGACGACGCUGUCCAACUGCAUCCGGACGAUAGAUUGCAAGCAGGGCGCCGUCCGUGCCGUCCGAUUCAAUGCAGAUGGCUCGUACUGUCUGACUUGCGGCUCCGACCGGAAGAUCAAGUUGUGGAACCCAAACCGCAACUUGCUUCUCAAGACGUACCCUGGCCACGGCAAGGAGGCGCUGGACGUGGCCAGUUCCUGCGACAGCGCCAAACUGGUGUCCUGCGGCGCUGACAAAAUGGUCAUAUUGUGGGAUGUGAGCACUGGACAGUCUCUACGGCGGUACCGCGGCCACGCCACCGUUGUCUCCUGCGUCCGCUUCAAUGAGGAUUCUAGCGUAGUCGCGUCCGGCAGCCACGACAACUCAGUCCGUCUGUGGGACACGCGCAGCCAUAGCUAUGACCCCAUCCAGAUCCUCACCGACGCGAAGGACAGCGUCACCUCUAUCCAGGUGACUGAAAGUAAAAUUCUGACAGGAUCUGUGGAUGGCAAAGUGCGCGAGUACGAUUUGCGCGCUGGACAACUGACCACUGACACACUGGGCGAGGCCACAACCAGUGUGACCUUCACCAGGGAUGGGCAGUGUGUGGUGGCCAGUUGUGCCGAUGCCACCGUACGGUUGAUAGACACUGCUGCAGGCGAACUGCUCAAUGAGUUCUCAGGACACACCACCAAGGACUUUUGUGUUGAAGUAGCCACAGGUCCAGGAGACUCGACGGUGCUGUGCGGCUCGGCCGACGGCUGCAUCUGGAUUUGGGAGCUGGUGACCGGCAAGGUAUUGGGCAAACUUGCGCACAGCCCGCGCCCAAUCGUGGUGCCUACCCUGAGUGUGCACCCUUCAGGCAAUCAAGUGGUAUCAGCCAGCGAGGGUGCCAUCAAAUUGUGGGGCGAAAUGUCGCCCGAGGACAUUCUUGUUAGUGCCGAGUGAUCACUCUACGUGAGGAUCCACGAGAUGCAACAUCUCAGGCGGGACGGUGUCGACGACGGUGGUGUUGCCGCUGAAGCCGCCGCCAUAGUUGAAAGCACUGACCGAAGGACCGUUCAUGGUGAGUGUGAACUGAAGAAAAUCAGCGGACUGCGAACUACUUCAGUGGUCUUCUGCUGGUCAGUGAGGAUCUCCCGACUGGAUUGCUUUCUGACCGGCCUCCAACCCUUUUAUACCAGUGCCUUCAACUGCGCGCAUCUUGCCUUGUAAUGACAUUAGCACGCAAGACGCCGCCAGAAAUUGGAUAACCACGCAUCCUCUUAAUUCUUUUCCGGGCCGAAAGUCACAUUAGAGGCCGUACAAUUCCUCCGUCUUGAGAAUUUUCUCCAUCACCAUUGCGUAAACGCGCGCGCAACCCCUUCUCACCAGUGUAAUUUAGAUGUUCCCAUUAAAAGGCGGAAAUAAUUUGACCCUUCUGAGUUUUUAAAACUAUCAUAUGCAUUUUUACUGUUUUUAUUAUAAUAUUGUCAUAACAGCUUCAUUUAUUUUUUAUUUAAGUUUAAUGUUAUUGCAAAAAGUAUUGAAUUUCGUCUGUAUUGCAAAUAAUCACAUGAUAAACAUGAUUCUAUAAU